AUGGAGGCGUGUAAAAAGCCGUUUAGAGGGGCUGAAAAGUCAGAAGUCAAGAAUUUGGGAGUCGAGUUUUUGCCUUUGGCCGUAUCGAUACUCAGUUUUCUACCAGCUCCAACCCAGCUGUCUCAGGACCAGCUAGAGCUAGAAGAAAGGGCAAGAGCACAAAGAUCAAGACAAACUGCUCUAGUGUCAUCACGAAGAGAACCUCCCCCAUAUGGUUACCGGAAAGGAUGGAUACCACGGAUGCUGGAGGAUUUUGGAGAUGGGGGCGCUUUCCCAGAAAUUCAUGUGGCCCAGUAUCCAUUGGAUAUGGGCAAAAAGAAGAAAAUGUCCAAUGCUCUGGCAGUUCAAGUGGAUGCAGAAGGGAAAAUAAAAUACGAUGCAAUAGCUCGACAAGGCCAAUCAAAGGAUAAGAUUAUUUACAGCAAAUACACGGAUCUUGUGCCAAAAGAGGUUAUGAAUGUGGAUGAUCCUGAACUGCAAAGACCUGAUGAGGAAACAAUUAGAGAGAUCACAGAGAAGACGAGAGCAGCCUUGGAAAAAUCAGUGUCUCAGAAAGUGGCAGCAGCCAUGCCAGUUCGAGCAGCUGAUAAAUUGGCUCCUGCACAAUACAUCCGGUACACACCAUCUCAGCAAGGUGUGGCUUUCAACUCUGGAGCAAAACAGAGAGUUAUUCGGAUGGUAGAAAUGCAGAAGGACCCCAUGGAGCCUCCAAGAUUCAAAAUUAAUAAGAAAAUUCCACGGGGACCCCCUUCUCCUCCAGCUCCAGUAAUGCACUCUCCCAGUAGAAAGAUGACUGUGAAAGAGCAGCAAGAGUGGAAAAUUCCCCCAUGCAUUUCAAACUGGAAAAAUGCAAAGGGCUACACCAUUCCAUUAGACAAGCGCCUGGCUGCAGAUGGCAGAGGACUGCAGACAGUUCACAUUAAUGAAAACUUUGCCAAGCUGGCUGAAGCUCUCUAUAUUGCCGACAGAAAGGCUCGGGAAGCUGUAGAGAUGCGUGCCCAGGUGGAGAGGAAGAUGGCUCAGAAGGAAAAGGAGAAACAUGAGGAGAAGCUCAGAGAAAUGGCCCAGAAAGCCAGAGAGAGGAGGGCAGGGAUCAAAACCCAUGUUGAGAAAGAGGAUGGAGAAGCUAGAGAGAGAGAUGAAAUCAGACAUGACCGGCGCAAAGAGAGACAGCAUGACAGGAAUCUGUCCAGGGCAGCCCCUGAAAAAAGGUCAAAGUUGCAGAGAAAUGAGAACAGAGAUAUCAGUGAAGUAAUUGCUUUAGGGAUACCCAACCCCAGGCCAUCCAACGAAGUCCAAUAUGACCAGAGGCUCUUCAACCAGAGCAAGGGUAUGGACAGUGGCUUUGCUGGAGGAGAGGAUGAAAUUUAUAAUGUUUAUGACCAGCCUUGGAGAAGUGGCAAGGAUAUGGCCCAGAACAUCUACAGACCAAGCAAAAAUGUGGAUAAGGACAUGUAUGGUGAUGAUUUAGAGGCACGAAUAAAGACUAAUAGAUUUGUUCCUGACAAAGAGUUUUCGAACUCGGAUCGUAACACCAGAGGGAGGGGGAGAGAUGGACCAGUUCAGUUUGAGGAGGAUCCCUUCGGUCUGGACAAGUUUCUGGAAGAAGCUAAACAACAUGGUGGUUCCAAACGGCCCUCGGAUAGCAGCCGCCCGAAAGAACACGAACAUGAGGGCAAAAAGAGGAGGAAGGAGUAGGUGCUUCCUCUCCUUGAGGAACAAGGAAAUGGACUACACCCAUGGACUUCAUGCAAAAUGUAUUUUUACUCUCACAGUUU
Molecule: messenger RNA, 1778 nt
Organism: Tinamus guttatus (white-throated tinamou)
Lineage: Eukaryota; Metazoa; Chordata; Aves; Tinamiformes; Tinamidae
Source: RefSeq, a predicted model, not a curated record